CGCAUUGCAUUAUGACGUCACGGCGAUUCAAUGUGACGUAGGAAUCAACGAUCAGCAAAAAAAGAAAUGGUAUUUAGAAGACGCUCUAACCAUCGAUCUCGAUAUUUGAGUCCUUUCUCGGAGAAGUAAAGAGACGCAGUUUUGUUGCAUUUCUUCCAGGUGGAGAUUGUUGCCAGACAUUCUAUCAAACCUUGUAUAGUUUCCACAAAAAUUGACCAACCAUGCCUGGACAACAUAUCGACCGUCCGAAUCCGGAUCCCAUGCCAUCUCACCUUCCGGAUUCCGUGGAGGACUUGCAGGUGAAGCUAGAGCGGAUCAAAUUAGACCAGGAUUCUAGCAAUGCGAUAGCCAAGUUCCGUAGGGCAGCAUGCUAUAUAGCCGCUGGUGAGAUUCUUCGAGGCCAUGAUCGGGCUUGAAUUUCCGAAACUGACCGAUUCACAGCGAUGAUCUUUCUUAAAGACAACACAUUGUUGAAGCGAGCCAUAGAGCCAAAUGAUAUAAAGCCUAGGUUACUCGGUGAGCAUUGACCGCAUGGCCCCUUUGAGGUCGGAUUUUUUCCUUGCUUAUGCUUCUCUCUUUUGUUUUGAAAAGGCCAUUGGGGAACAUGCCCUGGUUUGAUCUUGAUAUAUGCACAUCUGAAUUACCUGAUCAAACAACAAGAUCUUGACAUGGUAUUGGUCGUCGGACCAGGACAUGGAGCCCCUGGUAUUCUUGCUUCCUUAUGGUUAGAAGGCUCUCUGGCGAGAUUCUUCCCACAGUAUAUGCAGAAUGCCGAUGGUCUAAAUGAACUCAUUUCGACAUUCAGCACGCCUGCUGGACUUCCAAGUCAUAUCAAUUCUGAGACGCCCGGUGCGAUUCAUGAAGGGGGAGAGCUGGGAUACGCUUUGGGCGUCUCCUUUGGUGCCGUUAUGGAUAACCCAGACCUGAUUGUGACUUGUAUCGUUGGCGAUGGUGAAGCCGAAACUGGCCCUACAGCCACGAGCUGGCAUGCAAUUAAGUAUAUUGAUCCAGCUGAGUCAGGAGCUGUCCUUCCAAUCCUGCAUGUGAAUGGAUUCAAGAUCAGCGAGCGAACCAUUUUCGGCUGCAUGGACAAAAAGGAACUCGUCACCCUCUUCACAGGAUACGGGUACCAGGUUCGUUUUGUUGAAGACCUUGACGACAUUGACAGCGACCUGCACUGCUCCAUGGCUUGGGCGAUUUCAGAAAUCCGUAGGAUUCAACAGGCAGCUCGUUCUGGGAAUCCGAUCACGAAGCCACGAUGGCCGUUGAUUAUUUUGCGGACACCCAAGGGAUGGUCAGGACCCAAGGAAGUCCAUGGGAAAUUCAUCGAAGGCUCAUACAGCUCGCACCAAGUUCCUCUCCCGAAUGCCAAGAAGGAUAAAGAAGAACUUCAAGCUUUACAGAGCUGGCUAACUUCGUAUAGACCGGAGGAACUGUUUAAUGAAUCCGGCGACGCCAUUGAUGAGAUCAAGUCGAUUAUCCCUCCAGACCCUAAGAAGAUGGGACAACGCCCGGAGACCUAUAAGACCUAUAUACCACCCAAACUGCCAUCUUGGAAAGAAUUUAGUGUAGAGAAGGGCACCGAACAAAGCUCCAUGAAAUUGUCAGGUGGAUUUCUUGACAAGGUGCUGGUUCAGAAUCCGCACAGCGUGCGAAUCUUCUCACCUGACGAGCUGGAGAGUAACAAGUUGGAAGACACGCUGAAACAUACUGGGAGAAAUUGCCAGUGGGAUCAGUACUGCCGCGCUAAAGGAGGCCGGGUCAUUGAGGUGCUCAGUGAGCAUAUGUGCCAGGCGUUCAUGCAGGGGUAUACCUUGACGGGUCGUGUGGCCCUAUUUCCCUCUUAUGAGAGCUUCCUUGGAAUUGUUCACACGAUGAUGGUGCAAUAUGCUAAGUUCCAAAAAAUGGCCCUAGAGACAAAUUGGCACUGCAGCGUAUCCAGUAUCAAUUACAUCGAAACCAGCACAUGGACUCGACAGGAGCACAAUGGGUUCUCACAUCAGAAUCCGUCGUUCAUUGACGCAGUGCUAAAGUUGAAGAAAAACGCAGCGCGAGUAUACCUACCACCUGACGCCAACACGUUCCUAUCAACUCUGCACCACUGUCUGAGAUCCAAGAACCACGUCAACCUAAUGGUAGGCGCGAAACAGCCCACACCGGUUCUGCUAACCGCGGAAGAAGCCGACCAGCACUGCAUGGCAGGAGCAUCAGUCUGGAAAUUCUGCAGCACAGACGACGGCCUUGACCCGGAUGUAGUCCUCGUUGGCAUCGGAGUAGAAGUGACUUUUGAAGUGAUCCACGCGGCAGCAAUUCUGCGACGACUCAUCCCCGAGCUUCGCGUACGGGUCGUUAACGUGACGGAUCUCAUGAUUCUCGACAAAGAGGGCUCCCACCCGCAUGCACUGGGUGAAGAGGCAUUCAACAACCUCUUUACCGAGAAUAGACCCAUCCACUUUAAUUACCAUGGAUACCCAAUCUCGCUGCAGGGACUGCUAUUUGGGCGCCCGAAUCUUGAAAAUGUCACUGUUGAAGGAUAUUCUGAGGAAGGGAGCACGACCACACCCUUUGACAUGAUGCUUGUCAACCGCGUGUCAAGAUUCCAUGUGGCUAUCGCUGCUGUCAAUGGCGCUGCCUUGCGGAAUGAAAGGGUGAGAGUCCGUCACCAGGAACUGAUCACUCGGUUCCAGCAUGAUAUGAUCCAGACGAAGAAGUACAUCAUGGCACACAAGACAGACCCUGAAGAAAUAUCCGCAGCGCCAAGAUUUGACUAGAGAGAGAUGAAGAGGUGGUCGGAUAGAAGCAAAAAGGAGUAGACUAUCUUAAAGAAGAUUUCCAGCUUGUUUGUUGUAUCGGAUGUUAGCAUCUAGUCUGUCCACGUCAGUUUGAACAUCCAAGCAUU
Monascus purpureus is the source of this 2899-nucleotide messenger RNA. Lineage: Eukaryota; Fungi; Ascomycota; Eurotiomycetes; Eurotiales; Aspergillaceae. The record is from the annotation of a GenBank genome assembly.